CUUUUGCAGACGUGUACGCAUAAGUGAAAUCGUUUAGCUUGCAGAAGAACGUACAUUCCAAAAGUUUGCCUAGGAAACUGGGAAAUUAAAUAAAUUCGACGCAUUUAUAAAGAAUUUUAAUCUUCAACAUGGACAAUGCCGUGCAACUACAACCUGGCUUCAUGCAACAGCAAAGCACCAACAACACAACUGUUGUGAUACAGCAGCAACCUCAGCAAGUUGUCAUUCAAGGUCCACGUGAUUGGAGCACUGGAUUAUGUAGUUGUUUUGAUGAUCUUGCAGGAUGUUUAAUUGGGUUUCUUUGCCCAUAUAUUCACUGGUGCAUCGUUAGUAGCAAGGCUGGUGAAUGUUGUUGUGCUGGAUGUUGCUGUCCAGUUGGUUUGAGAGCCAAGAUCAGAACAAGGCAUAAUAUUGCAGGAAGUCUUCUUGAAGACUGCUGUGUCAUAUGUUGCUGUUGGCCUCUUGCAAUGUGUCAAAUGGAACGUGAAAUAAACAACAACGGCAUUUAGAUUUUGAAGAACUUUUAACUUUUAAAGUGAUUCAAUGUGUUGUAACAACUUUUCUAGAUAGCAUUUGCAGCCUGAGACUUUGUACUCGUACGUCUUUAUUUUGUUUAUAAUGAUAAUCGUAUAAUCAAUAAUUCGUUCCACAA
Messenger RNA from Xenia sp. Carnegie-2017, 652 nucleotides. Its product is annotated as placenta-specific gene 8 protein-like. NCBI's taxonomy places the organism in Eukaryota, Metazoa, Cnidaria, Anthozoa, Malacalcyonacea, Xeniidae. The record is from RefSeq and is a predicted model, not a curated record. The transcript has 4 exons. The coding region runs from base 129 to 509 and encodes 126 amino acids.